This is a messenger RNA of Hippocampus comes (tiger tail seahorse), 1522 nucleotides long. RefSeq lists its product as uncharacterized. NCBI's taxonomy places the organism in Eukaryota, Metazoa, Chordata, Actinopteri, Syngnathiformes, Syngnathidae. The coding region runs from base 94 to 1110 and encodes 338 amino acids. The record is from RefSeq and is a predicted model, not a curated record. The transcript is spliced from 3 exons.
AUUUGUCUUCCAUCACGAAGCCAAACCAAAGAAGAAACAACAUGAUCGUCCGUGGGGAAGCAGGCGCCACAGUUUCAUAAAGAACGAAAAGAUAUGGCACAUUUUCGUGGUCAGAUUCGGGGGCCACACUGGGGCGCUAAAAGGGAUAACGUACUAAUAGAUUUCUGGAAAAGGCACGAAUGUUUGUUUAAUUCUUCGCUGGAGUCUUUCUACGACCGGGACAUGAAGACAAAGCUGUGGUCCGAGUGUGCCUUGUUGAUUGGGAAAUCUGUAAGUGAUGUUGUGAGAAGAUCACGGUCCCUGCGGACUCAGUAUGGAAGGGUGUUAUGGCACCCAGAGAGGGUAAUUACUUUUCAGCAAAGGAUGCUGAGAGAGAAACUGGAUUUCCUGAGACCUUACAUUGUACGAAGACGAGGUGAUUCCUAUCCGGAAGACAAGUCUGACGAUCAUGAGGAUGAUGAGGGAGAGAUUGAGACUGAGGGGAGUAAUGACCAUGAGACAGGUACAAGUACGUUUGGGAGCGCAUUGGAUGAUGAUGACGCUGGGCAAGAUCCAAAUGAGGAAUUUCCAUCCGAGGCAUCCACUUCAAACCCUUCUUCCUACGGUGCCAAAAUACAACCUCCUCUUGCAGAAACCAUGUCCUUGAACUUUGAACCUCAUGAUGACAAAGGUUCACCUGAUGUUCCGGAUCAAUUAACAGCAAAUCUAUCUAAUCAGGAUGUAUUAAACCAGUUUGUCAACGUCAUGCUGGCAGAUAUGCGUCAGAUUAAAGACAACAUGGUACUUAUCCGACUUCGAAGAGAUAUCACUGAUCUGGUGUUCAAAGCAGUGGAGGAGGACAUGCAGAGACGUAAUCCAGUGCCCUUUACGCAGCCAGGAGAAACUGCACAACUACCUAGUUCCUCAAGGCCUCAAACAUGCAUGCAGAGGGUAUUGAAGAGAAAGAACUGGGGACCUGUCAAGAACAUGAGGAGGUUUUGCAGAAUCCAAGCAGGUCAAGCGCUUGAGGAGAUGAAUGGAAAUAUCCCUCAGGCUAUGAUUCAGGCUUCAGAGAUCAAAUUAGAAAUAGAUCCACACAUGGUUAAGGCAGAGGAUGAGACACUUACUUAGGACUGAAAUGGAUCCUCGAGCAAUUUGAGUACCUUGAUACAACAACAAAAAAAUGUUCGAGCCAUUUUUUUCUGCCUCGAGUAACCGAUAAUUUACGUAUACACUGUCAGGAAGAAGUCAAGCCAACCUCAACAUUUGUACAUGCUAUACAUGACAGUAACACGCUGACAACGCAGUAAGAAGGCCAGCUUUAAAAUAAACCAUAUGAUGUCAAUGCCCAAAGGGCGCUUUUAUUUUGAAGUUCCUGGCAGCGUGUCGCCCCAUAACAGCUACCGGUAUUUUGAAUUAUUUUCCAGACUGUGUUGGAGGGAGGGGGGGUCGUUUAUGACCGUCACAAACCUUUGCUUCCAAUGACGUUUUCCCGAAAAAAUGUUAAGUCACCAAUUAAAGGCGCAAAGAAAAAACAACUUAA